Molecule: messenger RNA, 1143 nt
Organism: Ylistrum balloti
Lineage: Eukaryota; Metazoa; Mollusca; Bivalvia; Pectinida; Pectinidae
Product: glycoprotein-N-acetylgalactosamine 3-beta-galactosyltransferase 1-like
Exons: 3
Coding region: 1-1143 (380 amino acids)
Cellular component (GO): membrane
Molecular function (GO): N-acetylgalactosaminide beta-1,3-galactosyltransferase activity
Source: RefSeq, a predicted model, not a curated record
AUGCGGUACUUCAUUUCAGGUUGUACAUCACAACUCUUUGGCUUGAACUUGGGUUUCGGUGUGGUUACUGGUAUGCUGAUUGGAUUUGUGGUGUUUAGUUUAUCUUCUAUUUAUCACCCAACAAUAAACAGUUUCGUCUUCACCAUCGGCAGUGUUGAGUUUACACACAAUAACAGGUCUUUACACUUUAGAAGUCAUACUCCCCAAGUCACAAAGGAAACUGGACGAACACGGAAAUUUGGACAAAAAGACAAUUAUAGGAAUGAUACAAUCCCUACCCGAAGCACUACCAGGAACAUGGUAUUAGCUGAUGAUUCUAAAUUCCAUCACGAUGAUGACAAAGUAGCUAAAGAGCUGCGGCGCAAUGUUCGAGUUUUGUGUAUGGUUAUGACAAACACAAAACAUCUUAAUACCAAGGCUACUUAUGUGAAACAGACUUGGGCAAAGCGAUGCAACAAAGUUUUAUUUAUUAGUUCAGAAACAAACUUAACAUUCCCAGCGGUUGGAUUCAAUAUCCCCGAGGGACGGGAACAUCUUACUGCAAAAACAAUGAAAGCUUUUAAGUAUAUAUUUGAAAAUCAUUUUACUGAUGCCGACUGGUUUAUAAAGAUUGAAGAUAAUUCAUUUGUAAUAUUAGAAAAUCUGAGAUAUUUUCUGUCAUCGUAUUCUCCAAACGAUGCCGUGUAUUUUGGACAUAGCUUUAAGUCCAUUGUAAAGCAGGGAUUCUACUGUGGAGGAGGAGGGCAUGUCCUGAGUAAAGAGGCACUUCGCCGUUUAGCGAUAAGCGGUUCGUCUUACCAAAGUUGUCAAUAUGGAGAAGAUGUCGAUGUUGAAUUAGGAAAAUGCAUGGAAAUCCUGGGUAUAGAAACAACAGAUACAAACGAUGUUCUGGGGCGGAGCAGAUUUCACUGCUUUGAUCUUGAAAAACAGUUAUCCGGCGUAUUUCCUAAAUGGUAUUACAAAUAUGACGCGAAUGGAGCAAAACAGGGUACAGAUAGUAUCAGUGACUACACUAUAUCGUUCCAAGUGGCACCGCCAUUAAAGGUAAACAUGUAUAAACUGGAAUUUUAUAUCUACCAUCUUCGUCCAUAUGGUAUUGACAAAAGCCAUCAGUCACUGAAUAUCCUGCAUAGUCAUCUGUAA